AUGUCCAAAGAAGAAAAUAUAGUCACUAAAAGAGCAGUCACGUUCGUGAACAAUGCUACUCCUGCCACAAUUACUGAAACUGAACUAGAUCUAAACACCUGUUUCAAAGACAAUGAAAUUGUCAUCAGUGUUGAAGCCGCCGCAUUGAAUCCAGUGGAUUUUACUAUGCAUGAUCUUGCCUAUCCCCGUUUUUGUUCCUCUCAACCAAAGGGUUAUUCUAGAGAUUAUGCUGGUGUCAUGGUUCGUCGCGGUGCUAAAGUGGAACCUAAAUGGCAAGUGGGUGACAAAGUCAAUGGAUUAUUUCAACAUCUAUACGGUGAACAAGGUACCCUAGCUAACUAUUUGAUUUUGAAUCCCAAGAAGCAAGCAUCUAUUGCUCACAUUCCACCCACUGAAGAUUCUGACCAGAACGAAUUUGUUCACGCUGCUGCCUGGCCCUUAGUUUUUGGUAGUGCCUACAACACGUUGUUCAGAUGCGGUCAAACCUUUAAUGAAGAUUCCAGAAUUUUGGUCAACGGUGCAUCCACAGCUGUGUCUAAUGCGUUUAUUCAAAUUGCCAAGAAUCAAUUGCAUGUGGGUACCGUUGUAGGUAUUUGUAAUUCUGCUUCCGUGGAACGUAACAAAAAGCUAGGGUUCGAUUAUUUGGUACCUUAUAAUCAAGAGGGAUCUAUUACAGAUAAUGUAGAAAAAUUAAUGAAGGAGAAUCAUAUUGGGAAAUUUGAUUUAAUUUUUGAUUCAGUGGGGACAAGUGAAUUUUACCCAAUCAUGGAUAGAUUUUUAAAACCAAGAUCUGAAAAUUCUUAUUACAUUACCCUUGCAGGUGAUGAAAAGAUGAAGUAUGGUAAGCCUACUUUUUCAAGUGUUUUCCAAUAUAAGAUCCCAUUGAGAACUUAUAACCCUUGGAGAAAGUUUAAUUUUGCUUUUUUCCUCACUGAACCACGUAGUGAUUUCAUGGAGUUAGGUUCCAGAAUGAUUGAAAAGGGGACGUACGUUCCUCCAAUUGACUCUAUCUACAAAUUUGACCAAUUCCAAGAAGCCAUUGAUAGAUUGAAGUCUAACAAGGCUAAGGGUAAAGUGGUAGUCACCAUCAACUAA
Naumovozyma castellii is the source of this 1095-nucleotide messenger RNA. RefSeq lists its product as uncharacterized. Bases 1 to 1095 code for a protein of 364 amino acids. The transcript has a single exon. The record is from RefSeq and is a predicted model, not a curated record. Lineage: Eukaryota; Fungi; Ascomycota; Saccharomycetes; Saccharomycetales; Saccharomycetaceae.